Messenger RNA from Polychytrium aggregatum, 1932 nucleotides. RefSeq lists its product as uncharacterized. The coding region runs from base 1 to 1932 and encodes 643 amino acids. The transcript is spliced from 5 exons. The record is from RefSeq and is a predicted model, not a curated record. Lineage: Eukaryota; Fungi; Chytridiomycota; Chytridiomycetes; Polychytriales.
AUGGAGUCUUAUUCUUACGAGGAGGAUGAGUUCGAGGCUCCGGACAGCCCCAUAGCCUCUCAAUGCAGUGCCCCGGUCGCGAUCGAGGACGGAGGUCUGGCUUUCGGCCGCAGAGAUCGCGAGUAUCGCAGUGACCAUUGGGACCACAGCGACAUCGAGGAACACGGCGACUUUGAAGACCACGGCGAUUUUGAAGACCCCGUCAUCGUUAGGAGUUCGUCGGUGCAACUUCUCGAAUCCGACCCCGACGUCUCUGCCACCCAAAAAUCAGUUGGCACACCGCUGGAGCCCGAGCGUGAUGCUUUUCCGACACAUGCAGAUCCGCCAGGCGCGUCGCCCAUGAGCCCCCCAGUUGAUCCUACGGCACUGGCUCAUUCAGGGCACAGCACCUUGCAGGGCGACUCGAUGCCGGCCAGGAUUCCAGUCAAGCGGAGUCUGGUUCGGGGAUGGUCCACGAGCAGCCUUCAGACAGAGCCGCCGCCUCCUGUUCCAGAUGACAAUGAGCGCAGGUCGAUGAACUUUCCCGCGCAUCCACCUGAGUCCGCACUACUUUCACCCGAUUCAAGCUCGGGCGACGACAUAGUCAUCCACAACCGAGCCUGGGCUCGGCAUCCGAAUGUUCGGCGACACCUCCACCGUCCGAAUCGUCUCCUUCACAACUCCGAAUCUGAGCUUGGAAAUGCCGUCCAAGAUCAAACUUCCCAGCAUCGCAAUCCAACAAGCGACCAACCCGAGGACUCUGAUGCGCUGCUGUUCACUCGGAGGAACCACAGAAUAUCUGGACUUGCCGCCUCGCCAAGCCCCUCGAUAUCACCCAGCACCCGUUCCUGUCCAACCCAGCCAGCCGCAGCUCGGUCCUCAGAAAGCAGGGCCAAUGGGGCCUUGGAAAGAAUAAGACGGAUUCGUAUUCCCGUGGCUUCUUCCCAUGAAGCCGCCGACGGGACCGACCUCCAAACGGUUGCUGCGGCGCCGCGCACCAAGUCCCAACCUCAUCUCAGCCGUCCUCCGUGGAGGCCAUCUAACAUCAACUGUGCCACUUACCAUGACCCGGCAACGCUCACCAGCAGAAAAAAACCGGCGUCAGUCCCCCGCGUCACCCAAUUUCAAAAGCUGAAUGUCAAGCGUCGACCGGCAUUUGCUGUUCCCUCCGGCUCGGUCCUGGGGAACGCUGAAAGGCUCAAGCAGGCCCACGACCGUCGAUGCAUGGUGCUCUCAGCCAAAGACCAUCCGCCAUUUCAGUCGCAGGUGAUGCAUCAGUACAACCUUCGAGCAGCCUCGAGAAGGAGACAAGUAGUCAGCCAACUGCAGCACCGAUACAGCCAGCGAACCAAGAUUACCUCUCGCACCCGGAUGGAUCCCAAGUUCCUGGUUCGCCGUUCGCCAUGGACAACACAAAAGUCAGGUUUUGUCUCAGAGCAGAGCGUUGCGGUGUGGAACAAAUCCAGCCGGCUCAUGGGCCGCGUUGCUCCUGCACAAGCACCAAGGAUGCCUCAGAUGCACCAUCCUGAUGAUCGGCCGGAACCAAAGUCCUCAACGCCAGCCGCUCUGCGUCGGGAAGUCGCUGAUGAUCCUGUUUCGGAGCUCGAGCAUCGGUUAGUGAACCUUCGGUGCACGGUCGAGACAAGCGCUGCUUCUGGGACUCGGGCCUUUGUUCGCCAGUGUAUCGAGCUCUCUAGAUUCUGGAUUAAACAGGACAACUAUCGCGAGGCACUCUCAAUGCUGUUGAGAGGUAGGGAGGCCGUCCAGCGGUCACUGAACGACAAAGCCCCCACGGCUACAACGGGUGGAAUCGAUGAGAAGAAUCCGCUGGCUGCUUUGGACGAGUCGAUUCGGAUGGAUGCGAUUCUGAAUAAGCUUAUCAAUAUACUGGUCCACGUUCGGCUAUUGGGAGUCAAAGAGAACGUUCGGAAGCUCAAGCUGCGAACGACUUGA